CACGGCAAGAACAUCUUCGUCUAUCACAACAUGCGGACCAACCAGGUGGUGUACUCGUUGACGAGAUAUUUGGAUGUGAGCACAACUCCCGAACCCACAACUUUCCCGAAGCAUCAAACAUGAAAGAAGAAGAAGGAGGAAAAAAAAACAAAAAAGAGAGAGAGACAACAAGAAUCACUUCCCCUCUUCUUCAGAAUAGCACACACUGACACACUCUCUUCUCUGUUACCUCUACAUUAGAAAAACAGUGUCCUCCGCCAAUUGGUCUACCACGGCAAGAAGACGGUGCCGGCGACCCUGCGCAAAGACAUGUGGGUCCCCUACUACAGCGUGCACUUCACGAGCGCGCAGCUCGGCCUGCGGGCCUACCACCUGCUGCGCGAGUUCGCGAUGCAGCGGCAGCUGGCCCCGCCGCGCGAGAUGGUCACCAUCACGGAGGAGUGGCUGGCGCAGAAGCGGCCGCGCGACCCGCACAAGGCCGAGGAGUUCGACAAGGAGUGGGCCGACAAGAAGGGGUGGCUGAUGAAGCCCAAGGACCGCGCCCGCGUCGUCAUGAACCAGAAGGCCACCUCCGUCGCCGACGUCGCCGCCGUCCUCGACAUCCAGGCCGAGGAGAUCGCCAACGGCUUCGCCAGCGGCCAGCGCGGCUACCUCGGCAAGGCCGCUCGCCGCCGCCGCCGCCAGGCCCGCAUCAAGGAGGCCGCCGUCGCCGCCCGCCAGGCCGCCCGCGUCGCCGACUUCGAGAAGGUCCUGAGCAAGCCCCAGAUCGACUACAAGAUCCAGGAGGUCGUCGAGGACGACCCCGCCACCGCCGCCCUGCUGCAGGCCGAGAACGGCGUCAAGAUCCUCUGGACCGAUCUCCACGAUGCCCAGUUCGCCGCCCAGUGGCCCGACCGCGUCCGCCACGGCGAGUUGGAUCUCACCCGCGACCAUGUCAUGCCCGGCCAGAAGCGCAUCCACACCGGCGAUAUCGAGAUCCUGGCCGACAACGCGUUCAAGGAGAAGGGCGUCGAGGCCGAGGCCGACGCCGUUCCUGAGAAGAACUAAGCAGCUCGCGGGAUGAAUUUUCCUUUUAUUUUGUACUUGAUGGCUUUCCCAAUGUGGGUGUGUGUGUGUCGAUAUACAUACUUGCGAAAUAACCGCCCUGUUCUUCUACAUGAUACAAAAUGUAUUUUUAGAUUUUAGUUUUUUUUCUCUCUCCCUGUUCGAGGAGAUGAUGCAAUGGCGUUUAGCACACAAACACUCAAUUGGAAUUGGU
Messenger RNA from Aspergillus fijiensis CBS 313.89, 1258 nucleotides. RefSeq names its product mitochondrial 54S ribosomal protein mL67. Lineage: Eukaryota; Fungi; Ascomycota; Eurotiomycetes; Eurotiales; Aspergillaceae. The coding region runs from base 310 to 1047 and encodes 245 amino acids. Gene Ontology annotation, cellular component: mitochondrial large ribosomal subunit; nucleus. The record is from RefSeq and is a predicted model, not a curated record. Gene Ontology annotation, biological process: positive regulation of mitochondrial DNA replication; DNA recombination. Gene Ontology annotation, molecular function: DNA strand exchange activity; single-stranded DNA binding; structural constituent of ribosome. The transcript has a single exon.